CAUGAUUGGGAAGAACAUAAUACAUAAAUGAUACCUUCAAAUAUCCGAAUAACAAAAGAGAGAGAAAAGUGGAGGGAAAAGAAUUAAUAAAUAUUUCCAUUUCAGCUUUGAUCAUUCUGUAAUAGUAUUAGAUAAUUAAAGAUUAGAACAAUUUGUCCCAUCAUGCUAUCAAAAGUCGCAGAGCGCGCACACACACUCAAGGAAAGAUUGGAUCUUUCGUACAAGAAAUCAAAGAAGCCAUAUAUAUCAAAUUAGAUUUUGGAACAGUUUUGAUGGAAAAUUUUGAUUCUUUCUAAUGGAGGAGGAGGAGGAGGCGGAAGUUGAUGAGCAGUGAGGAGAGAGAAGGAAAGAAUAAUUGGGGAAGAGCAGAUGUAAGACAGGGAAUCCAACGAGGUUGAGAACUUUGAAAAGAAUAUGUUAUUGGGUAGUUGGUUGGAAGUUGGGACCCUUGAAAGGAAACACACACAGGAGCAGGCCACCGAAGCAAGGAGGUGUUAUGGGCAUGGCCGGCCACAAUACUACAACCUGUCCUUAUCACCCUACUUUCAGAGUUGUUAUCAUCUUACGUUAGCACAGGGAAACAAACUGCUGCUACACACCCAUUUUAAUGGCCUUUUGAAUCCUCCUCUUCUACCAUCGUUUUCAUAUAUAAAAGUACUCACAGACCACCUGAUCCCGACCUCGACCCUCCAAGAACCUACCACAUGGGCUUCCCCAAGUAUCCUUAAACUCUCAAUGUGGGUCCUUUCGAUUUCCAUUUCCAUUACCAUCUUCUAUCGGAAUCUCCAACACCCCUCCCACUAGGCUCAUAAUAAGGACAUCUCAGUCAACCCACCUUUUAACAUGUAACUCCCACAAAAUUUAUCAAUCCUAUUCUCCUGUACAGUUCAAGAUCAGUUCUCCAUACUCAUAUUCACCUUUCAAAAUCAACUUGAAAAAGACUUCUUCACUCUUCCUUUUCCUUUUCUGUUUCGAGGUGGAAAAAAGGCAAAGUCUUUAACUGUUGAGAUAGGAUUUGGGAGGGAGAACACCUCAUGUUUGGUGUUCCAACUUGAAUGGAUAUGAAAUCGCAUCCUCGGGCUGGUUUUAGAAUCAAUCCCCACCCAGAUUGAGAAAGAGGAAAAGUUGAGAAAGAGGGAGAGAAAAGAAGAGGCAAAGAUUAGAGGACUCCUUAACAAUCAAAUCAUGAUAACAAUAACCUCAUCACUACAAUAUUUUCAAAAAACUCGAUUAUCACAGCCCCAAAAUUACCUUCUAAUUGAGAAAUAAAAUGAAAGACAGCUAAAUAGAAAAACCAGAACAAAUUGUAAAUUUAAAGACAAAUAAAAAUGCUCAAUCUACAAGUAUAAGUCUGAUUGAUCUCCAUCAAAUAUAAUGUUGGGUGGGCAUCUAAGGAGUCUUCAAUUAUAUAUUAGAAGCAUUUAGUUUGAUCCCAUAUAAACAUCAAAUCCAUAUAUCACAAUCAUAAUUAUAAAAGAAAGUGACCGGUUAUUUGUCCACUAUAUGAUAAAUAUAUUCUAUCGGAAAACAAACAUAAUAGACCCCAACUUGAAAUAAAGAUUAAACGCGGGUGGAUAUCAUAUAAUGUGUCGUUUUUAUGGAAUGGAUCUUUCCAUUUUCAUGCCUAGGCAUCCAAGGAUAUACAUUGGCGCCCAUUUAAAUAUAUACCACAUAUUGUCUUGUUGAACACUCUGGCCCUCCCUCCUUAUAUUUAUAUAUUGCAGCAUCUUGGAAGAGUAAUCCCAUCCCAUUGGAACUAUUCAUUGUUUUCAUCAAGAGUCAACAGAGUUUGUUGGCGAAAAGUUGAAGAUGUUGUGGAAGGAGGAGCUCGUGCUCUUAGCUCAAAACUAUUUUGACACUACGACAGUGGCGGCAGUUCUUUCCAUAGGUAUUUUAGUGUUGGUUUCCAAAGUUUGCUGGAGACAGAGGAGCAAGAAUGUUGGAGGAAUUCCUGGUCACUUGGGGUUACCCUUUGUAGGGGAAACCUUCUCUUUUCUUUCUGCUAAUAACAGCACCAGAGGGUGUUACCAAUUUGUCAGGCUCCGCCGGUUAUGGCAUGGUAGGUGGUUCAGGACAAGGCUAUUUGGAAAAAUCCAUGUGUUUGUUCCAAGUGCAGAAGGUGCAAAGGCAAUACUUGCCAAUGAUUUUGUCCAAUUCAACAAGGGAUACGUGAAAUCCAUGGGAGAUGCUGUUGGAGAGAAGAGUUUACUAUGCGUUUCCCACGAGGACCACAGAAGGAUUAGGCGUCUUCUAGCUGAUCCUUUCUCCAUGACUUCUCUGUCUAAGUUUGUCAAACAAUUUGACGACAUGCUCUCCAAAAGGCUACAGAAACUAGUAAAAGAUGGGAAAAGUUUUGUACUGCUUGAUUUCAGCAUGAAGGUUAUAGAAAAUAAAAAUAUAGUCAUCUUUCUCAAACAUGUCUGUUUGACUUGGCAGCCAACAUAUCUUACGUUAUGUGAUUUGCAGAUAACAUUCGAUUCCAUGUGCAAUAUGCUAAUGAGUCUAAGAGAUGAAUCUACACUCAGGCAGAUUGAAAAAGACUGUACAGCCGUCUCUGAUGCCAUGUUAUCUUUCCCAUUCAUGAUUCCAGGAACUAGGUACUACAAAGGCAUCAAGGCACGAAACCGACUAAUGGAAAGGUUAAGAGAAAUAAUAUCCAGGCGACGGAGUGGAGAGGAGUCACCAGAAGACUUCCUGCAGUCAAUGUUGCAGAGAGAUUCGUAUCCUCCGGAUCAGAAGUUAGAUGACUCAGAGAUAAUGGAUAACCUUUUGACACUGAUAAUUGCAAGCCAAACUACCACAGCUGCUGCUAUGACGUGGAGUGUCAAGUUCCUGGACGAGAACAGAGAGGCCCAAGAAAGGCUGCGGGAGGAACAGUUGUCAAUUCUACGAAAGAAGGAAGAUGGAGAACUACUUACUCUUGAAGAUCUUAAUAAAAUGUCCUUUGGUUCAAAGGUCGUCAAAGAGACGUUGAGAAUGUCCAAUGUUUUGCUGUGGUUUCCUCGUGUGGCACUAGGGGAUUGCAGAUUAGAAGGUUUUGAAAUAAAGAAAGGAUGGCAUGUGAACAUCGAUGCAACAUGCAUUCAUUAUGACCCAGAUUUGUACAAGGACCCCAUGCAAUUCAACCCUUCGAGAUUUGAUGAAAUUCAAAAGCCAUACAGUUUCAUACCUUUUGGAUCUGGACCCAGGACCUGUCUCGGAAUCAACAUGGCCAAAUUAACAAUGUUGGUCUUUUUGCACAGGAUGACUGGAGGGUACAGGUGGACGGUUGAUGAUCCAGAUCCUUGCCUCGAAAAGAAGGCACAUAUCCCUAGGCUGAGAAGCGGCUGCCCCAUUACUUUGAAGACCUUGAAAGAUGGGACAUAAGCAUAGAUGUGAGAACGUUAUUUCAGGUACAGGUAGAAGAAGUGGCAAGAUUCUAAUUGCAUGGUAAUGAGGAAGCAGCUGGAUAAUAUGUAUCAUCAUGGCCUCUAAUUACCCACUUUUUUUAUGCUUCGCUUAAAAGUAAACCAGAAGAGAAAAAAUAAAAUGAAAAAGUGAACUUUGCACCAUUGCAGUGGGAACUCCUCACUUUAUGAUGUGUCCUUUUUUUUUUGAUAUAGAACUAGUAGUGGAGUCUAUAUAAAAUUCUAUAUAUUUUGUCAAAACUAGGGUAGGCAAGAGUUAUUACUUG
This is a messenger RNA of Cucurbita pepo subsp. pepo (vegetable marrow), 3673 nucleotides long. The record is from RefSeq and is a predicted model, not a curated record. NCBI's taxonomy places the organism in Eukaryota, Viridiplantae, Streptophyta, Magnoliopsida, Cucurbitales, Cucurbitaceae.